Staurois parvus is the source of this 1239-nucleotide messenger RNA. Lineage: Eukaryota; Metazoa; Chordata; Amphibia; Anura; Ranidae. The record is from the annotation of a GenBank genome assembly.
UGGCGGGGCGCAGGAUCUUCGGCAGGCUGCAUCACCAUCCCGAUUUACCGGCCGCCCUGCUCCUGCUCCCCCCCGGAGCCCGCCGCCCCCCGCAGCUCCCUCUACCCGCCGGUGGUGGCCUCUAUGACCGCCAAGAGUAAGGCGUCCAGGCGGCGUCGGAUAGAAGGACACUACAGCCGGGUACACGCUCAGACCGACCUCGACAGCAAGCUGCAGCUGAUCACCGGGCACCAGCGGAUGAAGUACGUGGUGUACCCGCAGAGCUUCGCGCUCCACUCCGACCGCUGGUACCAGCACUUCACCAAGACCGCCUACAGGCCGGGACUCCCGGAGACCAGGAGAGGCCUGGAGGAGGACGAGCUGGGCCGGAUCCGCUCUCUGCUCUGUGAGCGCCUCCUACAUCACUACUACUACACCCGGAGAGGACGGAGCUUCCUGUACCGGGGACACCUCACCUCUGCCGCCCCCUUCAUCACCGACCUCGCCAACCUCCUCACCGUCCACUGUAACAACCCCCACACCACACACGGGAGCUGGGUUUCCAUAGACGUGAAUCCGCAGGUCAAUUUCUAUUGGUUGCGUGGAGAAGUUAGGGUUCCUCGGGGCCACAGGAAAGGAUGUAUUGAUCCUGUCCGCUUUCAGAUUGAUGAUAGCCCACUAGUCCAGCUCAGAGUGCAGAAACCACUUCCAGAGUUUGUUCCUCUGGAUCAUGUUAUACCUGAAGAGGUUCCAUUCAUCCCUUAUGAGCCGAGCAGAUUACCUCUCUUUAGAAGACAGUAUGAGAACAAUAUAUUCAUUGGUGCCAAACUAAACAGUCCAUGUAGCUUUGGCCAUACACAGUUUCACCUGGUGCCGGAGAAGUUUCAGAGAAAUCGGAUGGAGAAGUUAAAUCUUGCAGACCAGAUUGAAGUGUUUCUACGUGCCAAUGCUAUAGCAAGUCUUUUUGCUUGGACUGGAGCACAAGCUAUGUAUCAAGGUUUUUGGAGUCAGGCAGAUGUGACACGGCCAUUUGUCUCUCAAGCUGUUAUUUCCGAUGGGAAGUAUUUUUCAUUUUUUUGCUACCAGCUCAAUACAGUAGCUCUGGCAGUGGACUCUGAUAAGGAUCCCAACCGCAAGAACAUUUGUUGGGGAACGCAGAGUGCUCCUUUAUUUGAGGCUGUGGAAGAAGGGGAUGUUAAAGGGUUCAAUGACGACGUUUUUAGGCAGCUUGUUGACUUCUUUCUGAACCGUCCAGAAUAG